AAUAAAAUAUCUGAAACUUGUUUGGAAGUCAUACCUUUCAGCCCAUUCUGUCGCUGGCAUUAGCAGCAUCGGACUGAUGACGAUGUACUCCGAUGCCUCUUCUACGCUGGUUCGUCUUAACAUCGGAGGAAAGAAAUUUUGCACGACGGUUGAUACUUUGACUCAUCGCGAGCCUGAUUCAAUGCUAGCUGCAAUGUUCAGUGGCCGUCACACUAUCUGCCACGAGUCCGAGAAGGGGUAUGUCUUUGUUGAUAGGGAUGGGGAACAUUUUCGUCAUAUUCUAAAUUGGUUGAGGGAUGGCGUAAUUCCCACACUAAAGGAUUCUGAAUAUUCAGAGCUUCUUCGAGAGGCAGAGUACUUUCAGCUUCUUGGACUAAUAGAUGGAAUCAAUGCUGUUUUGAAUAAGAAGAAUGAAGGUGAGGAGUUAGAUACUGAACUGACACGCAUUGAUAUUAUCAAAUGCAUUCAGUCUGAGAAAGUCAGAUUUCGAGGGGUGAAUCUUUCUGGCCUUGAUCUUUCUAAACUGGACUUGUCAUAUGUGGACUUCAGUUAUGCAUGUCUUAGAAAUGUAUUCUUCUCACGUGCAAACCUCCAGUGUGCGAAGUUCCGGGAUGUGGAUGCUGAGGCUUCCAUUUUUCACAAUGCAACAUUGCGCGAAUGUGAAUUCACAGGGGCAAAUCUUCGUGGAGCUUUACUGGCUGGAGCUAAUCUUCAGAGUGCAAACUUACAAGAUGCUUGUUUGAUUGAUUGUAGCUUCUGUGGGGCAGACUUGCGUUCUGCACACCUACAGACUGCUGAUCUUACCAAUUCCAACUUGGAAGGAGCCAAUCUGGAAGGAGCUAAUUUGAAGGGUGCAAAAUUGACUAAUGCAAAUUUGAAGGGUGCAAAUCUUCAGCGAGCUUACUUAAGGCACGUCAAUCUUCGUGAUACACAUUUGGAAGGUGCAAAGCUGGAUGGUGCCAACUUGCUUGGAGCUAUCAGAUGACAUUGGAGUAAUGCAAUAUAUAUCUAAUGUAACUGAUAUUAUUGUCCUCUAUGCCUAACUUGUUUCCCUUUACAAUCGUAUUUCUCUUAAGUCUUACCCCCUAUCUCUUUCCCUAUUUCUGCCAGUGGACUCUAGUAACUUGAGACUAAUGUGCAGAGUAGUGUACAGAGAUUCAGUAACAGUGGACUAGAAUAAGAUAUUAAAAUUUUGGUUUGUGGAUAA
Molecule: messenger RNA, 1207 nt
Organism: Cornus florida
Lineage: Eukaryota; Viridiplantae; Streptophyta; Magnoliopsida; Cornales; Cornaceae
Product: FH protein interacting protein FIP2
Exons: 11
Coding region: 77-985 (302 amino acids)
Biological process (GO): protein homooligomerization
Molecular function (GO): protein binding
Source: RefSeq, a predicted model, not a curated record